Molecule: messenger RNA, 1968 nt
Organism: Thyridium curvatum
Lineage: Eukaryota; Fungi; Ascomycota; Sordariomycetes; Thyridiales; Thyridiaceae
Exons: 1
Coding region: 1-1968 (655 amino acids)
Molecular function (GO): protein binding
Source: RefSeq, a predicted model, not a curated record
AUGGACCUCCCGGACCUGCCCAGCGAGAUCUUCCUCCUCGUCGCCGCCCGCCUGUCCCCGCGCGACCUCGUCCGCUGCCGCCGCGUCUCCCGCGCCUGGCGCCAGGCCUUCACCCGCCCGGACUUUAGCGCCGAGUGCCUGCGCCGCCACUUCCCCCGCUGCCGCGAGAUGCGCCUCCAGCAGCAGCAGCAGCGGUCCGGGACAGAGACAGAGACAGGGACGGCAGACUGGCCCGCGCUGUUCGCCCUCGUCGCCCGCCGGUACGACGGCCUGCGCCGCGCCCAGCCCCGCGCCACGCGGAAAGUCGAGCUCGCCGUCUCCGGCCCGGCCCAGGACGACGCGUCCGCAGGGCGGGACCACUACCAUCACCACCCCGUGUACCGGUUCUACCGCGUCGCGCCCUGGGACCGGUGCCUCGAGCUCGACGGCCGGGUCGCGAAGCUGCACUACCCGGAGCCCGAGUGGGCCUUUGACGGCGGCCUGCUGGUCUACCCCGCGCCGCCGGCGCCGGCCGCGGCGGCGGCGGACCCGGAGUCCGACGCGGUCCGGCGGCCCUACCGCGUCCUCGACGUGAGCACCGCGGCCGAGCCCGCCGUGGUGCCCUUCGACGCGGCGGGCAGGAUCGUCCGGCGGGUGCGCCUCGCGCACGCGGUCCUGGCGAUCGAGUGGGCCGAGGCCGAGCCGUACCACAGCCUCAACGAGCGCACCUCGGUGCACAGGCACUUUGUCUCGCUGUUCGACGUCGCCGGCGGCGGCGGCGGCGGCGGCGGCGGUUCGGCAGUGGCGGUCGCCCACCGCGCCGACUUCAAGAUGCACUUCCUCGGCCUGCCGCUCACGCCCGUCGACCGCUUCCUCUCGGCGCACGACGCGCGCCACUACGCCGUCUACGUCUGGCAGCCGAACCGCUCGCCCUACGGCGAGAACGCGCCCAUCGAGUCGGUCGUCGUGUGGUCCAUCGCCGACGAGGCGGGCGGCAGCAGCGGAGGAGGAGGAGGAGGAGGAGGAGGCAAGGGGCGGAGGAGGAGCAGCAGCGAGCCCAGGGUGGUCCGCCGCCUGACCUUCCGCGAGCUCGAGGCCCUGGGCGUGCGCCAGCGGCAGACGCCGCACCUGCGCGAGCUGCGGCUGCGCGACGGCACGCUGUACCUCCACGAGGAGGACCACCGGUGGGCCUCGGGCCCGCAGAGCAGCCCCGCCCCGCCGCGGUUCCACCGGGUCUGGGUCACCGGCGUCCCGGUCGCGCCUCCUCCUGCUGUUACCUCCUCUUCCUCCCCGUCCGCGACCGCAGAAGCAGAAGCGGGACCAGAAUCGGACGACGACGACGAUGACGCACACCCCUUCCACGGCCCGCACUGGCGCGACGAGUGCGGCGCAGACUCGGACGCCGAGAUGUCCUUCUGCCGGCAGGCCACCGCUUCCACCUCCGCCUCCGCCUCCGCGGGUCAACAACCCGCCACCGCCGCCGCCGCCGACGACGACGACGACGCCCCGCACCGCCCGGCCUGCUGGCGCCACCGCGACUUCCCCUUCUUCGGCGUCGCGCGGGCCGCCGACGGCCCCGCGGGCGUGCGCUUCGCCGCGCGGCACUGCUUCAUGCUCGAGACGGUGAGCGCGCACGUCCGGCCCUUCGCCGUCGUGCUGCGCUCUUGCUCGGUGCCGGUCCCGCCGGCGCUCGACAGAGUCCGCGGGCGGAGGCGGUGGGGGGUCCGGAGCCUCAUGCCCGCUAUGCUCCGGCUCGAGGGGCACGACGUGCCGCCCGAGUGGGAGGAGGAGGAGGAGGGACAGGAAGAUAGGGAUGACGACGGCUACGAUGAGGGUGAUGGCGGGAGGAGUGGUGAGAAGGUCGUCGAGGAGGUGCAGUUUGACGACGGGGUCUGGGGGGAGCUGCUGGGCAAGGGGUGCAUGUUUGGGGAGGAGCGGUGGGUUGUCGGGGAGGAUGGGGAGGGCAGGGUGACUGUUUUGUUGUUUUGA